AUGUUGGACAAGGCGUGGACGCAAAGUCCGAACGAUGUCCUCGCGCAUUUCGGCACGGACUCCGCCAAUGGUCUCACCGACGAGCAGGUCGUGCAGCACCGCAAGCUGUACGGCGCCAAUAAGCUCCAGGAGUCUGAGCCCACCUCUCUGAUCGCCCUCGUGCUCGCUCAGUUUGAGGACCAGCUCGUGCUGAUCCUCCUGGGUUCAGCCGUCGUCUCGUUCGUCCUUGCGCUUUUCGAGGACACUUCCGGGAACUGGUUGACUGCCUUUGUUGAGCCGCUCGUCAUCCUGCUCAUCCUCAUCGCAAACGCUGUUGUCGGAGUCGUCCAGGAGAGUAACGCUGAGAAGGCUAUCGAUGCGCUGAAGGAGUACUCGCCCGACGAGGCGAAUGUCUACCGCAAUGGUCGUCUCGUCAAGAUUCCCGCUGCCGACCUCGUCCCCGGCGACAUCGUCUCGGUCCAUGUUGGUGACCGCAUUCCCGCCGACUGCCGCAUCAUCAGCUUCUCCUCAAGCUCGUUCCGCGUGGACCAGGCCAUGCUGACGGGUGAGAGUAUGAGUGUGCCGAAGACCGACGCUAUUGUGAAAGACGAGGGUGCCGUGAAGCAGGACAUGACCAACAUUCUCUUCGCGGGCACGACGGUCGUCAAUGGCGCUGCCAAGGCGGUGGUCGUCCUGACUGGCGAGAAGACGGCUCUGGGUGCGAUUCACUCCUCGAUUGCGGACAAGGACGAUGAGGACGAGAAGACGCCGCUGAAGCGCCAGCUGGAUGAGUUCGGCGACCAGCUUGCCAAGGUCAUCUCCGUCAUCUGUGUUCUGGUAUGGCUCGUCAACUUCCGCAACUUCUCCGACCCCACCCAUCACGGCUGGCUCAAGGGCGCGAUUUACUACCUCAAGAUCGCUGUCGCGCUCGCCGUCGCCGCUAUUCCCGAGGGACUUGCGGCCGUUAUCACCGCCUGCCUCGCGCUCGGCACGAAGAAGAUGGCAAAGCAGGGUGCCAUCGUACGCCACCUGCCGUCCGUCGAGACGCUCGGCUGCACGAAUGUCAUCUGUUCCGACAAGACUGGCACGCUCACGACAAACCAGAUGAGCGUCGCGCGGUUCUUGACCAUCAACUCUGACGGCGUCGCCGAGUUCCAGGUCGGCGGCACGACAUACGCCCCUACCGGAUCCGUCUCCACCAUGGCUGGCGAGUACGCGCCGAAGGAGCUCGUCCGCACCGCGCCGGUCGACAAGCUCGUCGAGAUUUGCUCCAUCUGCAACGACGCCAAGGUCAACUACCACGACGAGACGGACACGUACACGAACGUCGGCGAGCCGACUGAGGCGGCGAUGCGUGUCCUCGUCGAGAAGCUCGGUUCGGACGAGGACGCCUUCAACUCGACUCUCUCUGCGUUGACACCCGCGCAGCGUGCCAUGGCCGUGAACGAGCACUUUGAGUCUCGCAUCGAGCGCCUGCUCACGUUCGAGUUCACGCGCGACCGCAAGUCCAUGUCCGUCCUUACUUCUAACAACGGCAAGGUCUCGCUGCUCGUUAAGGGUGCGCCGGAGAGCAUUCUCGAGCGUUGCACGAGUGUCAUCACCCCCAACGGCAUCAAGCCCCUUUCGGCCGAGGUGAAGAGGCAGAUCGACCAGAAGCAGCAAGAGUACGGCGCCCAUGGUCUGCGCACGCUCGCCCUCGCGUACGUCGAGGAGGAUGACGGAGACAUUUCGCACUACAAGUCCGAGUCGUCUGAUGAUUACGUCCGUUUUGAGCAGAACAUGACUUUUGUCGGCCUGGUCGGCAUGCUCGACCCUCCCCGCCCCGGCGUCCGAGACGCGAUCGAGAGCUGCCGCAAGGCGGGUAUUCGCACCAUUGUGAUCACGGGCGACAACAAGUCGACGGCCGAAACGAUUUGUCGCCAGAUCGGCGUGUUUGGCGCUGACGAGGAUGUGACCGGCAAGUCGUUCACGGGCCGCGAGUUCGAUGCCCUUUCGCCCCAGGCAAAGCUUGAGGCGAUCCAGCACGCUUCGCUCUUCUCGCGCACGGAGCCGACGCACAAGAGCCAGCUUGUCGACCUGCUCCAGUCUCAGGGCCUAAUUGUCGCCAUGACGGGCGACGGUGUCAACGACGCUCCGGCACUGAAGCGCGCCGACAUCGGUAUUGCGAUGGGCAGCGGCACGGAUGUCGCCAAGCUCGCGAGCGACAUGGUCCUGACCACGAACAACUUCACGACCAUCGAGGGUGCCGUUAAGGAGGGAAGGAACAUCUACAACAACACGAAGCAGUUCAUCCGGUACCUCAUCUCGUCCAACAUUGGCGAAGUGUUCAGCAUCUUCCUCACCGUCCUGCUCGGCCUGCCCGAGGGACUCAUCCCGAUCCAGCUCCUUCUCGUCAACCUGUCCACGGACGCGGCGCCCGCCAUGGCGCUCGGAUUCAACAAGCCGGACCAUCACAUCAUGACUUCCCCGCCGCGCCGCGCCAACGCUCCGCUGAUCACCAAGUGGCUCUUCCUGCGCUACCUCAUCGUUGGCCUUUAUGUCGGCCUCGCGACUGUCGGGGGAUAUGUCUGGUGGUUCACGACCUACGCGGACGGCCCCAAGAUCAGCUGGCACGAGCUGACGCACUUCCACUCGUCCGUGACGCGGUUCAACGGCGAGAAGCUCUUCCUGCCCAACACGUUCCCGCAAAAGUCUGGCUCGACCAUGUCGCUCACCAUCCUCGUCGUCAUCGAGAUGCUGAACGCGUGCAACGCCCUGUCCGAGAAUGAGUCGCUCCUCACGCUCCCCGUGUGGACGAACCCGUACCUCGUCCUCGCCAUUGCGGGCAGCAUGAUCGGCCACUGCAUCAUCCUGUACACCCCCUUCCUCGCCGACCUGUUCCAGGUCGUGCCCCUGAGCUGGACAGAGUGGAAGACGGUCCUCGCCCUCUCGCUCCCUGUCAUUCCCAUCGAUGAGGCGCUCAAGUGGGCCACGCGGACUUUUGGCCUCGAGGAGGACUCGGUGCCUCCAAUCUCUGACGAGGAACUCGUCGAGGACGUCCUCAAGAAGGAAUAG
Messenger RNA from Trichosporon asahii var. asahii CBS 2479, 3033 nucleotides. RefSeq names its product calcium-transporting ATPase sarcoplasmic/endoplasmic reticulum type (Calcium pump). NCBI's taxonomy places the organism in Eukaryota, Fungi, Basidiomycota, Tremellomycetes, Trichosporonales, Trichosporonaceae. The record is from RefSeq and is a predicted model, not a curated record. The transcript has a single exon. Gene Ontology annotation, biological process: intracellular calcium ion homeostasis; calcium ion transmembrane transport. Gene Ontology annotation, molecular function: ATP hydrolysis activity; P-type calcium transporter activity; ATP binding. Gene Ontology annotation, cellular component: membrane. Bases 1 to 3033 code for a protein of 1010 amino acids.